GAGCGAACAUCAUGUGUUAACAUUGUUUCAUCCCAAGAAUUAGACAAUAUUCGUGCGAUGAAUCAGAAUGUGCACUUUAUUUGAAUUUCGAGAUAUACCGCGACAAUCAUUACGAUGUGAUAUAUCGAUUCGCGUUGCUAGCAGCACAAUCGAGGCAACGUCGAGCGGAAUCGAGCAUUCACCUGUGUGUGAGCUGGUAGCGUGAUAAAUAUUAUUGCAUAAUUAGAAGAACAAUGGUGGCCCAUACAGUACUUCUGGAUUUUACUGUAUCUGGUAGCAUGAUUGCUGAUAUAGAGAAGCGAUCAAACCUAAAAACAGCAAUUUCCAAUGUACUGGCAGAACAUUUCACGGGUCUCAAGCCCUUGACAGAAUUCAAUGUCGAUGGCAGUUUGCUUGUUUUAUACACUGGGCCCAGGAGCAGUCUGAUCACUGUCAGAGGAUACACAGAAGGUCUGAUUACCUUAAACAUCGAGUAUUACAAAGAAGACAAUGAAGAGCCACUUCUGAGUUUCGAGUGGCGAUACUUGGAAGCUGAUAUUGCCACGGCUUUGAACAGCCAGCGCAGCAAGCGUUUACCGCCAGUAAGACGAGGAACCAUAUAUGACCUCUAUCUGACGCUAUCAGACGAACGCCUAUUGGAGUAUGACAUCGACAAGCUCGUGUUCGAGGCUAGGUCGCCAUAUCAGAAGGUACAAAUCGUCCACUCGAAGUCGCUAGGCAAUCUGCUGGUACUGGACGAGCUACAGAACAUGUCCGAGGCAGACCUCAUAUACACAGAGACACUGAUGCAACGUGGCAAAGAGAACUAUGCCGGCAAGGAAAUUGUCAUACUCGGUGGUGGUGACGGCGGUUUAUUAUGGGAAUUGCUUAAGGAGAAGCCAAAAUUUAUCACAAUGCUAGAAAUUGAUGAUAUUGUUAUGAAAGCUUGUAGUCAGCACAUGAGAAGCAUAUGUGGCGACUGCCUGGAUAAAAGAAAGGGUGAUAAUUACGAGAUCAUAGUCGGCGAUUGUGCGAAAGCAUUGGCGCAUAUGAUCGAAGAAGGCCGUCAGUUUGAUUACGUCUUUGGCGACCUGACGGACAUUCCUAUUAGUACAACGCCACACGGUGAUGCUUGGGACUUCAUUAGACUAAUUCUCAAUUCUUCCAUGAAAGUAUUGAAGCCCACCGGCAAAUAUAUGACACACGGCAACGGUGCAUCCUGUCCGGAAUCUCUGAAAAUGUACGAAGAAGUCUUGUCGCAACUAUGCGUGCCUGUGACGUUCACGAAGGAUCGCGCCUUCGUCCCAUCCUUCUUCGAGGACUGGAUUUUCUAUCAAGUCUCACCGAAAUGAUGGAGUAAAGGAUGUUCAGGCAGAACCUGGAGGACCACGCCAAAACAGCCUCCUCACAAUCUGCUACCCCUCUUAUGACCCAAGCUACUCCCUAGUUUAGCCUUGUUAAUUAACGAAAUUAGUUCCUGAGCGAGGCAAAUCAAACUAUCAUAUUAAUCUAAUUCAUUUUACAACAUAAUGAUUGAUAAAUUGCGCGUUUUCUUCUGUUAUAUUUUUGAGAGAAUCUGUUUUUAAAGUCAACUUGAUGAAAAAAAACAACAAUGCUAAAAGAUAAGUCCAAAGUAAUAAGCACUGAUAAUAGAAAUACUUUGUCCCGUGUAAUAAAAGCUGCCUUUCUUCAACAUAAGUAGAUAUGGUUUUUUAUUUUCAAGAUUAAAGAGAAUAAUGUUUCGUAACAAAGGCAAGUGAUUUGAGUGGAACACUGGACGGCAUAAUGAUAAUUCACAAGAACUGUUUACAUUAUAUAAAAAUAUGUUUCUUUAUAGAAUAACAAAUAUUUUUUUUCAAUAAUGAGAAGUUAUAGCGUCAUUAAAUAAUAAAAAUCGAUUAAUAUGUAUUCAGAGAUUAUAAAGUUCAUAAUUCAUUAUUAUUAAGAUUCUAUGAUCAUUUCUUUUAAAAUUUCAAGUAUGAUUUGUAUAUCUACCUAUACACUUUUUACAUUUUUAAAAUUGUUAUAAAAUUAAUUUCAUUUUUUCCAUCGUUAUUUCAAUAUCAUGGAUAUCGUGUUGUUCACAAAGUGUAUUUUAUAAAAGUCGUUGCAUGUAGUACUCACUACUCACACAAAGGUGCUGAUUUCUUUUGUUUGAUAUUUUUUGCGAAGUUGGCGAGGAAAGAUUUGAUAUUUCGAGAUUUCUUUUUUAUAUUCGACCGCUAAGGACACGGAGAUCGGCUUUUGUUGUUAAUUCUUUAUCAGUGUUCUGUGUUGUUUAUGGAAUGCUCGUGAUUCCAAUCACUUCACAUUCAGAAUCGUCUUCUUCGUUUUACCAGCAAAAGGAUUAACAGCAAUAAUACAUUCGUGAUGUUGGUGUCAUAGCCGAUCUGCUUGUUCGCGGUAGCUCGAUACCUAUGCGAUGUAUAUAUAUGUCGCAUAUAUACAUAUAUUCUGUAUUGUAAAGCUCGAUGUAAGAACGAUGAGAAUUUUGUCAGGAUAAAAUUAUUUUUCUAGCAAACCGUUCUUUCCUCUGAUUUGAAUAAUUAAUGAAGCGAUCGACAAAUGAAUAUAAACACGUAUAUAUACGCACUCGAUUAACCCUAAACAGUAUAAAACAAUUUAACGCGUACAUAUCGGUAUACUAAAUUUAUAUACAAACUUUAUUGUAAUGAAAUUUCAAUAUUAUUCUAAUAAAUCUAUCGAAAUGCUAUGAGAACUUAUGAGUUAUUUGCUCGAAGGAAAUCUUCAGAGGCGGAUCUCGAAUAAUCUUACGGAGAUAUUUCACCGUGUCAAUAUCAAAGAUUAUAUGUCGCAAUUAUACAGUUUAGGGUUAAGAAAAAAUGAAACCAACAAUAAAUAAAUCCCAUGUGGACACGCAAAUGUGAGUUGAUUAAUGUAAUGAUGGGUAUUACCAGUCAUUUUUUACUCUAUGUGCAAUCUUACAAACGAUAUUAAUUUAUUAAAGAUCUUAUCUGCUCACAGUAUUAAAAACGAUGUACGAAAGCAUACUCAACGUAAUAUAAAUCUGUUCGAAACGGGUGAGCGACAGUAAAACGUACAAAUAUAAAAAAAACUUUGAUCAUUCCUGUUUAAUAUAAAUAAUUGUUGGAGCUUUGACUAUAUCUUCGAUAACUGAGCACUCAAUGUCAUGAAUCAGUCGAUUAUACUAUAAUCGACAAGUAUAUGCAAUACGCACAAUCUAAUUACGUAAGUGCAGAGAAAAAGUCGGAAUUGCGAUGUGACAAUGAAUUUGAUUGUUCAAUUAUUUACAACAAUGUACAAUCGUCAAUUUUAUUCCACAAAACAAACAAAAAAAAGAAAGAAAACUCGUAUCAUCGUGCUUUCGUCUGCUGUCUGAAUCCGUAGAACGAUAUAUCGUAUAUUGAAUCCCACCACUCGACUAACAAUGGUCAAUUACGCACAAGACAGCAGGCCGCAUUAUAAACUGAAAACUUAUAACUACGAUACAAUAAAUACGCGAUGUUGUUUAGUAGAAUAAACAGUCUUAUAAAUUGUAUAAUUCGGACAUGUUAAGCGACACUUUUCGAAAGGGCACUAAUCGACUUGUUCGAUAUUUCACGAACGACGAACACGUUUCUUGUAUAAAACAAAGAAUAUCGUGAUGAACAUCUGUCGCCGAGACACUGAAGUUUAUCGCGUUCGAUGUGCACAAUAAAUCUUUUUCUUAUA
Molecule: messenger RNA, 3672 nt
Organism: Odontomachus brunneus
Lineage: Eukaryota; Metazoa; Arthropoda; Insecta; Hymenoptera; Formicidae
Gene: Sms
Product: spermine synthase
Exons: 8
Coding region: 234-1331 (365 amino acids)
Biological process (GO): spermine biosynthetic process
Molecular function (GO): spermine synthase activity
Source: RefSeq, a predicted model, not a curated record